Molecule: messenger RNA, 2625 nt
Organism: Paramormyrops kingsleyae
Lineage: Eukaryota; Metazoa; Chordata; Actinopteri; Osteoglossiformes; Mormyridae
Gene: ilrun
Product: inflammation and lipid regulator with UBA-like and NBR1-like domains
Biological process (GO): macroautophagy
Cellular component (GO): phagophore assembly site
Molecular function (GO): ubiquitin binding
Source: RefSeq, a predicted model, not a curated record
UUUACGCACGUCACCGCCGCGCCCAUGCGCACUGGGCUUGUUGUCGGCUCGCUUGUUAUGCCUGGUUGAGGCCUCGGACUAAAUUAGUAGAAAACCCCCCGUCUCCGCCCCGGGACACCCGCCAUGGAGGGCAUGGAUAUGGACUUGGACCCGGAGUUCAUGCAGAAGUUCAGCUGUAUGGGCACCACCGACAAAGACGUGCUUAUAUCCGAGUUCCAGAGGCUGCUCGGCUUCCAGCUGAACCCCGCGGGCUGCGCCUUCUUCCUGGACAUGACCAACUGGAACCUGCAGGCUGCUAUUGGGGCAUACUACGACUUUGAGAGCCCCAACAUAAACGCACCAUCCAUGUCGUUUGUGGAGGACGUGACGAUCGGCGAGGGGGAGUCCGUCCCCCCCGACACACCAUUUACAAAGACCUGGAGGAUACAGAACACAGGGGCAGAGUCCUGGCCCCCAGGGGUGUGUCUGAAGUAUGUGGGCGGGGACCAGUUUGGUCACGUCAACAUGGUGCUGGUUCGCUCACUGGAGCCGCAGGAGGUGUCCGACGUCAGCGUGCAGAUGCGCAGCCCGGCUGCCCCCGGCAUGUACCAGGGCCAGUGGAGGAUGUGCACAGCCACUGGACUCUUCUAUGGGGACGUGAUCUGGGUGAUCCUCAGCGUGGAGGUGGGCGGUCUACUCGGCGUCACGCAGCAGCUCUCCUCCUUCGAGACGGAGUUCAACACCCAGCCCCACCGCAACGUCGAGGGUAACUUCAACCCCUUCGCCUCGCCGCAGAGGAACAAGGGCGCCGGGAGCCCCGGAGGUCCCUGGGAUGGCCACUCGGACGGCAUCCAGCAGGAUCAAAAUGGACUGUCACACACCUCUGUAAAUAUAACACCAAACAGUCUCCAAAACAACCUGUCAGUGGUGACAUACAGUCAGGGUAUCCACGGGCCCUACCCCUUUGGAGAGUCUUAAAGGCAGCCUCCAGCCACGGCUCAACGGUGCUGCUUCCCGCCGCCCCGAGGGCGGUGGUGGGGGCAGUUCUGGGCCGGCCGGGAGCAGCCCCGAAUUAUUUCGUAUGGACACUUGACAGAUCCCGUUUCCUCUCCCUGAUGACGAUAUAAAUGAACAGUGAAGAUAAGGGUGUGUGAUCCCUGAAUGCCCGGAGAAUGCAUGUGCGAAUGCUAAAUUAAGACCCGAGUGCUAUGAGUCUUUUGCGGGGCAUGGAGUACACACCGGAUGUUCUUUUCUUUCCGUUGUAUCCUCUGAGUCUGAGUUAUCGAGCACCGAGUAGAGUUUAGCGAGGAGCAGUGAGCGUCACCGUCCCCGAGCAGACGGAGCGAUCCUCAGCGGCUCUGUGGGUUGCUGUGUGACAUCACAUGCUGGUUUCCUGCUCUCCUCCUGUAGCGGUGUAUACUUUCUGGGGUGCUGUCUUCCCUGUUCCGCUGUAAAGGUUCUUCAGAGAAGGAAGGUCAUAUUUGUGCAGAGAGAAAGAUCCCGGCCUUUCUGAGUCCUGCUGUCUUUGUGUAUCCUAUGUCAAAGCUCUGCCUUGCACAUCUAACACACCAGGUGACGCUGUAAGUGGAUAAAAGAAUGAGUUGGCACACAACACCAUCACUUACCAGCAGAGGGCGCUGCUCGACAAAUUACCCUGAGGCAGGUAGCCAAGCUGCCAGGUUGUUGACGUUCUGCUUCUCACUGAACUGAUUCACGCUUCUUGUCCUCGGCCUGCGGCUUUCGGGGUGACGUGUUGCAUUCGGCACACGCUCAUAGCGCGGCCGUCCUGGGUCGCUGGCGUGUUCCCAAACGUGUUCCGGUUUCUGUGGGAGGUGCGUACAGCCCCCUGGGUCUUGGUUAAGCAGCCGAAAGAUGGACGUUCUCCCUGGAUUGGCAUGGGCAGGCGAGCCCCCCCCCCCCCCCCCGCCCCAAGAAUCUGGAGCUCAUGAGCGUUUUUGUAUAAUAUGGAUUAAAUGCUUUUAAGUUGGGGGAAAAACACAGGCUAUUCAUCGUUAUGUCAGUAAUGUUUUCAUCACCAUUUUGGAGACACUAUGGAACGACUUCAUUUCUAUAACCUCUCUGUAUGCUUCUUGAUGGAAGAAUAGACAGUCAUGUAACAUACUCAAUUAUUAAUACUCUUCGAUCAGACUAUAAGCAGUAGUGUGUUUUUUUUUUUUUUUUUAGCUGCAGGGCAAUUUUCUGACCCCCUGAGCUUUGGUGCCUGCCGCUGGUAAUGGUUCCCAUCUGCACUGGCUGUCAGCUCCGAGUUCCAGCACGGCUGUAAUCCACCGUCCCUGUCAAUCUGCGGUGUUUAUACAAUAUCCUGCCCAAAUGUCAGUUUUCCCCCCCAUCCUGAAAAGUAUACACUCACCGGUCUGCCUUCCUCUUCUCUCCUUUGCUCUGUUUGUUGACUGUCUGGAUUUUUUAGGUUCCUUGAUGGAUGGUCUUUGUUUCGUUUUUUUUUUCUCCUCUGUGAUUCGGGUGCGUGUCGGACUGCGUGGGGCACUGGGUUGAGUGAGUCCAGUCUGUGUAGAGUCCUAUGAUAGCACAUCGAAUGAUGAAGAAACCUGAAAAAUGGAAUCCUUUUACUUGUAUGUAUAAAUGAACAUUUGUAUGAUUAAAUUAACACUGAAAAGAGAACGUUCA